UAGUUUGUACUAGUUGCCGAGAGAACUAACAAGAACUCAUCUGGGUGUCUUCUGUUGUCUACUGCUGCGAAAUGCCGCAAAUCAUGCAGCUCUUUCCCGAUUCAAACUCUUUUAUACCGCCCCAAAACGAAAGAUUCGUCACUGCCGCUGGUAGCAAGGAUCGGUUGCCAUAUUUAGACAUUACUGCAUGGCCAUUGAUUGGUUGCUAUUUUUAGCCUAUGACUGAGUCGGCUAUAAAAGCUCCAAGUUGUUCCUUCAAAUGUCAGUGAGUGUGUUGUUACGUUCCAGAUUAGGUGGGGAACUGUAGGCGGAUCCUGAGGGCAGUGAAACAAUGAGUAUACAAAGUAUCAAGUUGGUGAUUGUUGGAGAUGGAGGGGUAGGGAAGAGCUGCCUCCUCAUCACUUACAACACAGAGGCAUUCCCCAGUGAAUAUGUUCCCACUGUGUUCGACAACUAUGCUUCCAACAUCAUGGUGGAAGGGAAACCAUACAACGUUGCAUUCUGGGAUACGGCUGGACAGGAGGACUACGAUCGUCUCCGCCCACUGUCCUACCCACAGACUGACAUCUUCCUGAUGUGCUUUGACAUUGACAACAGGGCUUCUUUCGAGAACAUCUCUGAAAAGUGGUUUCCAGAAGUCAGACAUUUCUGUCCCGACAUACCUAUCAUCCUUGUAGGCACAAAAACUGAUCUUCGCACUGACACAGCAUCUAGGUGUGUCUCCUGGCAGGAGGGGCAGCAACUUGCCAUGAGUUUGAAUGUUCCUUACCACGAGACCAGCUCACUGAAGCAUGUAGGACUGAAAGAGCUCAUGAACCAUGCAAUACAACUUGGAGGCCAGAGUUCAAAAGCGCAGCAAAAAAAAGGAGGCUCCCUCGGCAAGUGGUUCCCUUCCUGGCUGAAAGGGAAAAAGUCCAACUCUCUCCCACCUCCUCCUGUUAUGCCUCCUGCUGGUCAGGCUCCGUGGAUUGAGAUUGAGACCUCCACCAUUGCUGAUCACAUGACUCAGCUGCUGAAGUCAGGUGACUACAGUGACGUGACCUUUGUGGUGGAGGGGUCACACCGUGUCCCAGCACACAAACUGGUCCUCUGCAGUGCCUCUGAAUUCUUCCAGAACCUCUUUGGGGUUCAAUCAUCAAAUAAGAAAGGCAAAUCGUCCAAGAGUACCCCAAACUUUGCUGCUGGCUGUGCAGGGGUUGCUGGGAUUGAAGAGGGGACAUCAGGGACUGUGGUUACCCUGAGAGAAGACAUCAGUCUCGAGAUCUUCACACAUAUCCUGGAAUUUCUGUACUCAGGCCUUCCAGUCCUGACUGAAGCUCCGACAGAAGAGAACCUGACCAGACUCACAGCUGCAGCUGAACUGUUCCACCUGCCGUACCUCAGCCAGGUGUGCGAUAACAUCAGCCGUAAAGAGGAGUUCCUGAACCCCAGCAUCGGCACCUACCUGAAUGAUACCACGGGACAGAGGAUCAAAGAGCUGUUCUUUAACAAGCCAGAGCUCUCUGAUGUCAGCUUUGUUGUAGAAGGUACCACAGUCCAUGCGCAUAAGGCCAUCUUGACCUGUAGGUCAGAGGUUAUGGGGGUCAUGUUUGGAGGCAGCUUUUCUGAGAGCUCAAGUUCUAAGGUUCCAGUGACAGGGACAUCUGCAGAUGUGUUCCUGGCUCUCCUGGAGUACCUCUACACUGACCACGCACCCAUCGAGGAGGUGGGACCGCUGGACAUCCUGCCGCUGGCUGACCAGUACGGACAGACGCGGCUCAUCAGCAUGUGUGAACUGUACACUACAAAGGAUGUGGACCGAGACACAAGAGAGAGUAUCGAGAAGUCUUCCACUGAUGUGAUUGGUCUACUCGUCUUGGCACAGAUGCACAAUGCACCCCAGCUGUCCUCCUGGUGUCUACAUUUCAUCUCCACCAACUACACUGCGAUUAGUAAGAGGCCAGAGUUCAGUCUGCUACAAGGUGAGAACCUGGAGCAUGUGGAGGAGCAUCGCUGGCCACCUGUGAGCUACCUGCAGCAGGUGGAGGAGUAUGAGGUCAUGCUGAAGGAGAGAGGACACAACACGGACAAGUGUGCCAUCAUGUAGCUUGUCAUAGUGAAGCAUAGCCUGGGUACCAAUAUCUGUAUGCCUGGUAUGAGAGCCCCAGCAUACAAAUAGGAUGGUACCCAGGCUAGCUAAAGGAGAGAGGACACAGCAAUUGAGAAAUCAAAAUUGAUUUCUGCUUGGAGAAUACUGCUCUGUACUCAACAAUUUUUCUUGUUUUUAUAUUUGACGUGUAAUAUACUUGUAUGUUUAAUGUACAGUGUGUUUGGAAUUCUGUUACCUAUUUCUAUUAUCUUUCCAUUAUGCUAUUCCCACCAUUGUAAUGGACUUAAAUCUAUCUUUGGAUCUAUGUGCUGGUACAUAUAAAAUGUAAGAUUUUAAAGGCUGACUUAAAGGUCACAUACUUGUAUAAAGUAUAAUGUGCAAAGGCUUAGCUAGAAAAGGGAAAUACAGGGAGUACAAUGCCAACACAGGUUUUUGCCUUAGACUACUUUUCCUAAAAGCAUACCAGGACCUGAAAUUCACAUCUUUCCUGAAAAAUUCUUUUGUGCAAUGCUCCUAUUCUGUAGAGUAUGCUACAUGGUAUGACUGACUGGGAAACACAGUGACUACCUUGAUAUAUUAGAACCCUGUUGAAUCAUGAAGUUGCAAACUUACAAAUCUCGCAUACCACCAGAUGAAGAUUAUAACGUUAGACAAUCAUGAGAAGGCUCUUUGCAGUACUUAAAAUCUUGUCGAAGUGCAGAAAAGGGUGACCCACUAAUUUUAUAAGCAAGACAUACAGCACGGCUCUGUUGACAUAUAUCAAUAUCAAUUCACUACCAUAAUUAAAGAAAAUCUCGACAA
Branchiostoma belcheri (Belcher's lancelet) is the source of this 2890-nucleotide messenger RNA. RefSeq names its product rho-related protein racA-like. NCBI's taxonomy places the organism in Eukaryota, Metazoa, Chordata, Leptocardii, Amphioxiformes, Branchiostomatidae. The coding region runs from base 332 to 2086 and encodes 584 amino acids. Gene Ontology annotation, biological process: cortical cytoskeleton organization; establishment or maintenance of cell polarity; regulation of actin cytoskeleton organization. Gene Ontology annotation, cellular component: plasma membrane; cell cortex; cytoskeleton. The transcript is spliced from 12 exons. Gene Ontology annotation, molecular function: GTPase activity; GTP binding; protein kinase binding. The record is from RefSeq and is a predicted model, not a curated record.